CGCCCCUCUUCCUCCUCCGCUGGCGUGGCCUGGCCUGGAUCUCAUUCGUCGCCGUCUUCAGCCUCGAAGGAACCCUAGCCCCGCCGUCCCGCCCAGGCAGAUUGAUAGAUGUCGCAGUGCAAUGAAGUAAGGUACACGGCGCGCUCCAUCACGCCCCCGGCGGCGGACAGGGACAGCGCGUCGCCCCCUCCCAAGAGGCGCGCCUUGUCCAAGUCGCCGCCGCUCCCUCCCCCUCCUCCCUUCCCACCCAAAGGGGCGGUACGCAUCCUCUCCUCGAGGUCGCCUUCUAGAAGGCGCAACAGUGCCUCAAGGUCUCCCCUGCCUAAGAGGCGUGGCAGAUCAAGGUCUCCUUCCCCCAAGAGGCGUGGCAGGUCAAGGUCUCCUUCCCCCAAGAGGCGUGGCAGGUCAAGGUCCAGGUCCAGGUCCAGGAACAAGAGCCGCUCCAGGAGUAGAGAUGAUCUAAGGAAUCCCGGGAACAACCUGUACGUCACGGGCCUGUCCACACGCACAUCAAGUUCGGACCUGGAGAAGUUCUUCAGCAAGGAGGGAAAGGUUUUAGACUGCCAUAUCGUUGUCGAUCCUCGCUCCAAGGAACCGCGUGGCUUUGCGUUUGUGACAAUGGAGAAGGUGGAGGAUGCGAGGCGUUGCAUCAAGCACCUACAUCGUUCUGUGCUUGAAGGUCGCCUCAUCAGCGUGGCAAAGGAAAUGGAGAAAAUCUGUGUUCCUUCGCUUUUCUCCUGCUGUCUUCCCCAACUGCAGGGUCCACACUGUUGGGCUGCCUCAUCAUCGAUACUAGGCUGUCUGUAAUAUUACUGAACCAUCAUCGACGUCCCCCGCUACACUGUCUAUCUGCACCGACCUUACUGAACCAUCAUCGACAUCGUCUGGUUCACUGUCUGCACCGACCUUACUGAACCAUCAUCGACAUCGCCUGGUUCACUGUCUGCACCGACCUUAGACCUGAAGCUAUCUUGGGAUCUCGGAGUUAGAAAAGAAAACAGAGAAUGCUGCAGUGCUAUGCAUCACCACCAAACAUAGACCUUGUGUCCAUGUGAUGCUACAAGUAUUGUACUCUUUGUGUACAUCCUUGGAGCUACUGUGGUACGUGUAGUUGGUAUUGUAGGGCUUCAGUGGGCCUGCCGAUAGGACCAAAACGAUGUGCCUUCAUCACUUGGCUCGAUCUUUUUAUGCAAGAGUAACUGUGACCUAUAAUGAGGUUGAAUUCCCAUUUGGUGCUGAUGUUUUCAUAA
Molecule: messenger RNA, 1250 nt
Organism: Lolium rigidum
Lineage: Eukaryota; Viridiplantae; Streptophyta; Magnoliopsida; Poales; Poaceae
Product: serine/arginine-rich splicing factor SR45a-like
Exons: 6
Coding region: 109-807 (232 amino acids)
Biological process (GO): positive regulation of mRNA splicing, via spliceosome
Cellular component (GO): spliceosomal complex
Molecular function (GO): RNA binding
Source: RefSeq, a predicted model, not a curated record